Molecule: messenger RNA, 981 nt
Organism: Brachypodium distachyon (stiff brome)
Lineage: Eukaryota; Viridiplantae; Streptophyta; Magnoliopsida; Poales; Poaceae
Exons: 4
Coding region: 250-723 (157 amino acids)
Source: RefSeq, a predicted model, not a curated record
AUAUGUCUGCCGGUUAAAAUUUUCACUCUCCUUGUUCAAGCGAUAGAUCGCACUUCCACUCCACGGGGUAGCCCACCUUUGUAGCAGUCGAGGAACGACGAUGCUCUGUUUCUCUCUCGGCGGAACAGAUACACCACCGAGAGAAACCGUAGCACGUAUAGUGGCGUGCACGCGUAUGCAGGACAGUGGCCAGUAGCCCCUGGGAUCGAAUCAGAGAUAAAGGCUAAUCUCGCAUCAGAAACCGUUUCCAUGUUCCGGAUUUUGUCACGCAUCAUCGGCGAUAGGAGGCGGCGAGGCAGAGAAAGAAAGAAAGAAAGGUGGACCAAGCCAAGCCAGGGAGGAAAGGCGAGCGAGACGGGGAGAAAGAUGAGAAAGGAGCACAAGAGAAAAAAGAAUGAGAGGAAGAAACGCAUGCACGCGACUGGAAUCAAGGGAUAUGAUGGGUACCGCGCUAGGCUUUCAAGUGCACUUUGGACUUGCGUCGGACUAUACUGUGGGCAACAUGCAACAACGACGAUACUACUGAAAAAUCAGAUACCUAUCCGAGGUAUCCGACCAACUUUUAUCUCGACACCAUGUACUACUCCAGAUGUAACUCUUUUUUUUCCCUCUUCUCUUAUUUGGUUCGCCCGCCCCACCCAAAAAGUACUUAGCACUAGCAUGCCCUCGAUUAGCAAAUUUUACUUGGGGGACAUUAGACAAAAAUGGGACAUAGCCACAUAGGUAUGAAAGAACGCUUACUAUUUGAGAAUCAGGCAUUUUAAUUUUAGACGAAAAAAAAUAUUAUUAUUCUGGCUACAAUAGAUUUGAACAUAACGUGGUCCGGCUGGAGACCAUCGGUUAACAUAUCCGUUCAAUGAAAUAGUGCCGAAGAUUCUUGACUCUAUCUGCCCCUAUAUGCACUGAAUGCUUGCUUUCAGGGAAUUAAACUAAAACACACAUCAGAGGAAAUUAUUUAUCUAUUGAGUAAGUUUAAUUUGA